AUGGAUUCUUGCUCCCAGCUCUGGCCCUGGGCAUUAUUUGUGCUGCUGGCUGCCCCGUGGCCCCUGGAGGCACAGGGAGCCUGUCCCCAGGGAGCCUGCUACCCUCCUGCUGGAGACCUCCUGCUGGGACGAGCCCAUCUCCUCAGAGCCUCCUCCACCUGUGGCCUCACCAAGCCCGAGACCUACUGCACACCCCACAGCGAGUGGAGCAUGAAAUGCUGCAGGUGUGACUCACGGCUGCCCCACGUCUACAACGGGCACCGUGUGGAGAACAUCCUCUCCUCUGCGGGGCACGCGCGCUGGUGGCAGUCCCAGAACGGCAUCGAGCAUGUCUCUCUGCAGCUGGACCUGGACCAGACCUUCCAGCUCAGCAGCAUCCUGCUUCACUUCAGGUCCCCACUGCCCGCUGCCAUGCUGGUUGAACGCUCCACCGACAUGGGCAGGACCUGGCAGGUGUACCAGUACUGGGCCUCCGACUGCGCCGCCGCCUUUCCCCGCAUCCCCCGGGGCUCCCCCGAGAGCUGGCAGGACCCUCGAUGCCAGGCACUGCAGGGGUCCCCUGGCCGUGGUGGCACGGUGAAGUUCAGCAUCCAAGACCUGGCAUCUACCAUCACUACCUCUUACAGCCAGACUGUUGAUAACCUGGGCCAGUUCACCAACCUGCGGAUCAACUUCACCGAGCUCGCCCACAUCCCACGCCAGGGCUACCACUCUCCCAGCACUUUCUUUGCGGUGACAGAGAUGGGGGUGCGGGGGAGCUGCUUCUGCCACGGCCACGCUGACCGCUGCACCUCUUCAGGAGACCCUCAUGGUGUGGUGCCCGGGCACUGCCUGUGUCAGCACAACACUGCUGGUCCCCACUGCGGCCACUGCGCUGCCCUCUACAACGACCGGCCCUGGGCCCCCGCGGAGGACAACGACCCCCACGAGUGCCAGAGUACGUGUGACCCGGACGGGACGGUGCCGGGCUCUGCCUGCGACCCUCUGACAGGGCGCUGUGUCUGCAAGGACAACGUGCAGGGGGAGCGCUGCCACCUCUGCAAGCCGGGCUUCGCUCAGCUGGCCGGCGCCAACCCCCUGGGCUGUCGCAGAUGUACCUGCAACGUGCUGGGAACGCGGCAGGACCUGCCCUGCGAGUGUGACUGUGACUUCCAGGGCACCGAGGAGGUGGGUUGUGACAAGACCUCUGGCUGGUGCCUCUGCCGCCCGGGUGUCACGGGCCCCCGCUGCGACCAGUGCCAGCGGGGCCACUGCAGCAGCUACCCCGGCUGCCCCCUGUGCCACCCCUGCUUCCGAGCCUACGACCGGGACAUCCAGCAGCAGAGCCUGGCCCGGGUGGGCAGCGCCCUCGCUGCCAUCAGAGAGCAGGUUGAAGGUAUAAAUCCUGACCUUCGUUUCCUGGAUGAGACUGCCUCUCUGUCAAGAGAGCUCGAAGCCCUCAACAGCAGCUUGCUGGUCACCAACACCCAGUACCAGAGCAAGAGGAGCCAGUUUGAAACCAGCCGCAGCACGGACCUGUCAGGAGCUUUCAAGACAAUCAGAUCUGCUUACCAGACCUCCACCAAUGCCAGCAGCCUUGCUGCUGGCACGUCCGGGCUGCUGGCCGAGUCCCGGGAGAGCCGCAGGCGCGCGGCGGCGCUGGAGCAGGGGCUGGCGGAGGCCAGUGCCAACCUGCUGACCCUGAAGGGCCAGAUCACCUCCUCUCCCAACCUCACCCCCGUCAUAAAUCAGAUCUGUGGUGGUUCCCGAGUGGAGACGUGCACCCCGGCCCACUGCGAGGGGCUGCUCUGCCCGCCAGACCCCAGCCCGACCUGCAGGAUUGAAACGACAGAGACGUCUGUGAGUGAGAUUCAAAGCAGCACCCGGCGGCUGGUGGAGCAGGUGACGGGGACAAGGACCCAGAUGGAGGGGGACGUGCGGCGCAUCCAGCAGUUCAUCCAGCAGGUCCGGAGCUUCUUGUCAGACAAGGACAUGGACCCUGCCACUAUCCAGCAGAUCAGCGAGUCUGUUCUCUCCCUGCACCUCCCCACGGAUGCUGCUGCAGUCCUGAGGAAAAUGACUGAGAUCCAAAAUAUGGCAGCUAAGCUGCAGUGCCCGGAGAACAUCCUGGCCCAGACGGCCGAGGACAUGGCCAGGGCCAAGCAGCUGCAGCAGCAGGCAGAACAAGCCAGGAACCGGGCGAAUGCCAUGGAAGGCAACGUGGAGGAGGUGCUGGGGAACCUGCGACAAGCCAACACGGUGCUCCUGGAGGCCCGGGGAGCCAUCAGGGGCUCCAGCUCCUCCCUCCGCUUCAUCCAGGAGCGCGUCGAUGAGAUCGAGGCCGUUCUUGGUCCUGCUGAGAAGAACCUGCAGGCCAUGGUGGCCCAGCUGGCGGGACUGGGGGAGCAGCUCUCGGCGCUGCAGGGCAGGGCGGCCCAGAACAGGCAGCGGGGCAGCGCGGUGGGGCAGGCGGGCAGCGCGGCGGGGCAGCGGGCACGCAGCACACAGCAGGCUUUUGAACAAGUGAAGCAAAUGUACACUGAGCUGAAGGGAAGGAUGGAGCAGAGCCCAGCCCUGGGAGAGCAGGGCAGCAGGGUGCAAAGCAUAGACCUGGAGGCACAGGCUCUCUUUGAGGAAACUUUGGCCAUGAUGCUCAAGAUGGAAACUUUAGAGGUGGAAAUUCAGGAAAGCAACAAGGCUUUGAUGUCCAAGUCAGCCAGGCUGUCGGGCCUGGAGAAGCAGGUGGGAAGGAUCCGAGAUGCCAUCAGCAAGCGAGUCGCCUACUACGAGAGCUGCUCCUGA
This is a messenger RNA of Chaetura pelagica (chimney swift), 2781 nucleotides long. RefSeq names its product laminin, beta 3 (gene LAMB3). Lineage: Eukaryota; Metazoa; Chordata; Aves; Apodiformes; Apodidae. The coding region runs from base 1 to 2781 and encodes 926 amino acids. Gene Ontology annotation, biological process: basement membrane assembly; cell migration; substrate adhesion-dependent cell spreading. The record is from RefSeq and is a predicted model, not a curated record. The transcript is spliced from 21 exons. Gene Ontology annotation, molecular function: extracellular matrix structural constituent. Gene Ontology annotation, cellular component: laminin trimer.